AUGGUCGGUGCACUUGUUCGUGCAGCGCUGCUACGCAGCGCGGAUGCCAAGGGCCACGGGGUGUGGAAAUUCUGCGAGUUCUUCGCAGGAGAGGCGCAGGUGAGCCGUGCGCUACAUGAUGCUCAGCAACCUGGGGUCAGCUUUGACAUCAAGUAUCAGGGCGGCAGCAGGGCAAUGGACAUUAUGCUGGCUAUGCUGGGUGUGCUGCGCAUGGAUACCAACUCGUUGGCAGUCCUGGCUCCUGUGUGCUCAUCAUUUACAUUUAUGUGUGUGAGCCAAUCUGGGCGCAGCUUUGAAAACCCGGCUGGCCGCUGUCAUGAUGUGCCUUGGGUUGCGCUGAGCAACAAAAUGGCGGCUCGGAGCCUCUGA
Symbiodinium natans is the source of this 369-nucleotide messenger RNA. The record is from the annotation of a GenBank genome assembly. Lineage: Eukaryota; Dinophyceae; Suessiales; Symbiodiniaceae.